GCGAUCUCCUGCCUCGGCCUCCCAAAGUGCUGGUCCUCACACUCUGGACGCUCAGACCCUGGAGGGCAGCGAGGGUGGCAGCUGUGGGUUGUCGGGCAGGGCAGUCUGAAGGUCAAAAGCGUGGUCUCCUGAGUCAUGCGCAAGCACUGUCGACUUGGGCAAGUCACUUAACCCCUGAGCUUCAGUAUUCUCCUCUGCAAGAGGGAGGUGGCCGUCAUACCCACCCACAAAGAAGGGCUAUUCUAAGUGCUCAGUGAGGUCUGUGUGUCCCCAGGUGCCACCUGCCUCAGUGAGUGCUCAGCGGUCUUAGCCGUCCUUGAUCCUGCCUCCCUGGCAUCCAAGCUGCUGACACUCCCAGGUGUCCCUUGGCACCUCACCCUCUGGAGGGCACUUUACCUGCACCUUUGGAGCUGGGCAGCAACCAUUGAGCCUUCCUGCCAUCCUGCUCCUGCUGCUGGGGGACAAGGGUGGAGAGAAAUCCCUGGCUGAGGUCGAGUCUGAGGUGGGAGGGGCGUCCUGGUCAGCUCAGAGAUCUGGGUGGUCACACGGGCCUUAGAGAACAGAUGCUCGCUGGUCUCUGCAGGGCCACAGUGAGAUAGGGGCACCCCAGGGCUCAGCAGGAACAGCCGGGGGCUGGCGCAGCAGCUGUUAGGCAGGAGAUAGGAUCCUGAGCUGGGGUGGGGAACCUGCGUGACCUGCAGGUGGGUGGGCCAGGGGGCCUUCUCCCGACACAGACUCCCUCUGCGGCCUGUGCUGUGGUCAGUGAGGCCGUUUCAGGAGGAGCAGGAAGGUGGCGGGAACGCUCUGAACUUUGAGCCCCGGCUCUGUGGUCACGUUAGGGCUCAGCCGCAGGCAGGCCGUAAGACCCUGAGCAGGCGAGCAAGGUGUGCUCCCCUCUCAGGGGACCAGAGCAGGCUCUGCCACCAGGCCUCUUCCGGGAGUCACGCAGAUAAUGGGAUAAUGGGUGGGAAAACACUUCCCACCGGCAGGAGCUGAUGGAGGCCACAAAGGCAGCCCAGCGUGGGCUCGGGGACCAGACCUCGCAGCAAAUCCCAUUUCGGCCCAUGACUAGCGGGACAAGGCGCUGAGCCUCAGCUGUAAAUGGAGCUGGCAGGUCACCCCUCCCCUGCUAGGAACAGGAGACAGUGUGGCUGGAUGGAGGAAGCGCCCUGAGCUCUGUGUGAGCUUGUGUGAGGCCGGCAUGUGAGAGUCGCCCUAUUGCCUUGAAGUUAGAUAUUCCAGAUGGAAGAGAAGAGACGAAAAUACUCCAUCAGCAGCGACAACUCCGACACCACUGACAGUCACGCUACAUCCACGUCGGCGUCAAGAUGCUCCAAACUGCCCAGCAGCACCAAGUCGGGCUGGCCCCGGCAGAACAACGAAAAGAAGCCCUCCGAGGUUUUCCGGACAGACUUGAUCACUGCCAUGAAGAUCCCAGACUCGUACCAGCUCAGCCCAGAUGACUACUACAUCCUGGCGGACCCAUGGCGACAGGAGUGGGAGAAAGGUGUGCAGGUGCCCGCCGGGGCCGAGGCCAUCCCGGAGCCCGUGGUGAGGAUCCUCCCGCCGCUGGAAGGCCCCCCUACCCAGGUGUCCCCGAGUGGCUCUGUGCUUGGCGAGGGCUCCCAGCCUGACUGGCCAGGGGGCAGCCGCUAUGACCUGGACGAGAUCGACGCCUACUGGCUGGAGCUCAUCAACUCGGAGCUCAAGGAGAUGGAGAGGCCGGAGCUGGACGAGCUGACGCUGGAGCGUGUGCUGGAGGAGCUGGAGACUCUGUGCCACCAGAACAUGGCCCGGGCCAUCGAGACGCAGGAGGGGCUGGGCAUCGAGUAUGACGAGGACGUUGUCUGUGACGUGUGCCGCUCUCCCGAGGGCGAGGAUGGCAACGAGAUGGUCUUCUGUGACAAGUGCAACGUCUGUGUGCACCAGGCAUGCUACGGGAUCCUCAAGGUGCCCAUGGGCAGCUGGCUGUGCCGGACGUGUGCCCUGGGUGUCCAGCCAAAGUGCCUGCUCUGCCCCAAGCGAGGAGGAGCCUUGAAGCCCACCAGAAGCGGGACCAAGUGGGUGCACGUCAGCUGCGCCCUGUGGAUCCCGGAGGUCAGCAUUGGCUGCCCGGAGAAGAUGGAGCCCAUCACCAAGAUCUCGCAUAUCCCAGCCAGCCGCUGGGCUCUGUCCUGCAGCCUCUGCAAGGAGUGCACAGGCACCUGCAUCCAGUGCUCCAUGCCUUCCUGCGUCACGGCGUUCCACGUCACAUGCGCCUUUGACCACGGCCUGGAAAUGCGGACUAUAUUAGCAGACAACGACGAGGUCAAGUUCAAGUCCUUCUGCCAGGAGCACAGUGACGGGGGCCCGAGGGGUGAGCCCACGUCAGAUCCUGCGGAGCCCAGCCAGGCUGGCGAGGACCUGGAAAAGGUGACGCUGCGCAAGCAGCGGCUGCAGCAGCUGGAGGAGGACUUCUACGAGCUGGUGGAGCCGGCCGAGGUGGCCGAGCGGCUGGACCUGGCCGAGGCACUGGUGGACUUCGUCUACCAGUACUGGAAGCUGAAGAGGAAAGCCAACGCCAACCAGCCGCUGCUGACCCCCAAGACCGACGAGGUGGACAACCUGGCCCAGCAGGAGCAGGACGUCCUGUACCGCCGCCUGCGGCUCUUCACGCACCUGCGGCAGGACUUGGAAAGGGUUAGAAACCUGUGCUACAUGGUGACAAGGCGCGAGAGAACGAAGCACGCCCUCUGCAAACUCCAGGAGCAGAUAUUCCACCUGCAGAUGAAACUGAUUGAGCAGGACCUGUGUCGAGAGAGGUCUGGGAGGAGAUCGAAGGGCAAGAAGAGUGACUCGAAGAGAAAAGGCCGCGAGGGCCCCAAGGACAGCCCCGAGAAGAAAGAGAAAGUGAAGCCGGGGCCCGACUCAGUGCUGGGGCAGCUGGGCCUGUCCACUCCAUUCCCCAUCGACGGGACCUUCUUCAACAGCUGGCUGGCGCAGUCGGUGCAGAUCACAGCGGAGAACAUGGCCAUGAGCGAGUGGUCGCUGAACAACGGGCACCGCGAGGACCCCGCCCCGGGGCUGCUGUCGGAGGAGCUGCUACAGGAUGAGGAGACGCUGCUCAGCUUUAUGCGGGACCCCUCGCUGCGACCGGGAGACCCCGCCAGGAAGGCCCGCGGCCGCACCCGCCUGCCUGCCAAGAAGAAGCCGCCACCGCCACCGCCACAGGACGGGCCCGGUUCCCGGACGACUCCAGACAGACCGACUCCCGACAAACCCCCCAAGAAGCCCUGGGGCCAGGACGCAGGCAGCGGCAGGGGGGGCCAGGGGCCUCCCACCCGGAAGCCACCACGGCGGACGUCUUCUCACUUGCCGUCCAGCCCUGCAGCUGGGGACUGUCCCAUCCUAGCAGCCCCUGAAAGCCCCCCACUGCUGGCCCCUGAGACCCCGGACGAGGCAGCCGCAGCGGCUGCUGACUCAAACGUCCAAGUGCCUGGCCCCACAGCGAGCCCCAAGCCCUUGGGCCGGCUCCGGCCACCUCGAGAGAGCAAGGUAACCCGGAGAUCGCCGGGUGCCAGGCCUGACGCCGGGACUGGGCCGCCUUCUGCUGCAGCCGAGAGGCCAAAGGUCAGCUUACAUUUUGACACCGAGACUGAUGGGUACUUCUCUGACGGGGAGAUGAGCGACUCAGACGUAGAGGCUGAGGACAGCGGGGUGCAGCGAGGUCCCCGGGAGGCAGGGGCUGAGGAAGUGGUCCGCAUGGGGGUCCUAGCCUCCUAACUCACCCCAUCCUUGCCCUGGGCCCUGCCCUGGUCCCCCCACAAGGCCUCAGCCCAGUCACAACUGCCAUUUCCAAUCUCUGCCGAGUGUCCCAGACCCUCGAGGCUGCCACUCUGUCGUGGUUUUAUUUUUAAUAUAGAGAGAGUUUUGAAUUCUA
Molecule: messenger RNA, 3919 nt
Organism: Propithecus coquereli (Coquerel's sifaka)
Lineage: Eukaryota; Metazoa; Chordata; Mammalia; Primates; Indriidae
Gene: JADE2
Product: jade family PHD finger 2
Exons: 12
Coding region: 1243-3762 (839 amino acids)
Biological process (GO): regulation of transcription by RNA polymerase II
Cellular component (GO): histone acetyltransferase complex
Source: RefSeq, a predicted model, not a curated record